Coregonus clupeaformis (lake whitefish) is the source of this 2215-nucleotide messenger RNA. It is a transcript of the gene otx2b, whose product is annotated as orthodenticle homeobox 2b. NCBI's taxonomy places the organism in Eukaryota, Metazoa, Chordata, Actinopteri, Salmoniformes, Salmonidae. The record is from RefSeq and is a predicted model, not a curated record. Gene Ontology annotation, molecular function: RNA polymerase II cis-regulatory region sequence-specific DNA binding; DNA-binding transcription factor activity, RNA polymerase II-specific. Gene Ontology annotation, biological process: regulation of transcription by RNA polymerase II; multicellular organism development. Gene Ontology annotation, cellular component: nucleus. The transcript is spliced from 4 exons. Bases 367 to 1236 code for a protein of 289 amino acids.
ACUUCACUCAGAACAGACUAACAAAUCAUAACCGUAUGUAUUUUACCAUCAUAAACGGGUUUGCACUCUACCAUACAUUGGUGCAAGUGUUGAAGAUUAAAGUUUUGUCGGUCUUUUUAUUCUAAUAUAUCCAAAGCGACAGUUACUUUUGAUUGGUUACCUUAUAGGAUUUCGCAAUUAUAGAGAGAGGUAUUUUAUUCAAGGAAACGAUUGGACAAAGAACUAUCUUCUCCGGCCACAAUCGAGAGCAUCCAGCGGCAAAAUCGAGACAGCGAGAAAAAGAUCAGAUAAACAACCAAGAACAUCUAGGAGCCUUACCCAAUUUUCAAAAUUUUCUCCAACUUUACCCCCCAGUCCAACAUUAGCAUGAUGUCGUAUCUCAAGCAACCACCUUACACAGUCAAUGGACUGAGCUUAACGACCUCAGGAAUGGACCUUCUGCAUCCAUCCGUAGGCUAUCCAGCUACACCCCGCAAGCAGAGACGAGAAAGGACGACUUUCACACGCGCCCAACUUGACAUUUUGGAGGCACUGUUCGGCAAAACUCGCUACCCUGAUAUAUUCAUGCGCGAGGAAGUAGCACUAAAAAUCAACCUACCGGAGUCUCGUGUACAGGUUUGGUUUAAGAACCGAAGGGCAAAGUGCCGCCAGCAGCAACAGCAGCAGCAGAACGGGGGCCAGAACAAGGUACGACCAGCCAAAAAGAAGAGUUCUCCAGCCAGGGAAGCGAGUUCUGAGAGCGGGGCGAGUGGCCAGUUCACACCGCCCUCAAGUACUUCAGUCCCGACCAUCUCAACCAGCACCGCGCCAGUAUCUAUCUGGAGUCCAGCCUCUAUCUCUCCGCUGGCUGACCCUCUCUCUACCUCCUCUUCCUGCAUGCAAAGAUCAUACCCAAUGACCUACACACAGGCCUCGGGAUACAGCCAAGGCUAUGCCGGAUCAACGUCAUACUUCGGCGGAAUGGACUGUGGUUCUUACCUUACUCCCAUGCAUCACCAGUUGUCUGGCCCCGGGACGACACUCAGUCCUAUGAGCACCAACGCCGUCACAAGCCAUCUGAACCAGUCCCCUGCGUCCCUCUCCGCUCAGGGCUACGGAGCCUCGGGGCUAGGCUUCAACUCCACUGCAGACUGCUUGGAUUAUAAGGACCAAGCGGCAUCCUGGAAACUGAACUUCAAUGCAGAUUGCUUGGAUUAUAAAGAUCAGACUUCAUCGUGGAAAUUCCAAGUCCUGUGAAAAAAAACAAUAUGUAAACUAUUCAAACAAAGACAAUGAUGAUAAAUCAAACAUAUAGCUCUGCCAUCCUUCAAUAAGAUAUAUGCUUAAAAGACUGAAUAUUCGUGUCGUCGGUAAGGAACUGCGAGAGAGAGGGGGCUAUCGGUGCCUCGUGUUGUUGGCAUGAUGUUUGGCCCCAGCCCAUAGAGGAGAAGUUAUUCUUUAUUUUAGCGUUGGCUAAGAGACUUUAUUUUCAUUAACCUCACAGGUUGUAGCCCUCUCAUCUGUAUGUCUGUCAGUGUGUGCCUCUAUGCUUACAGCACCUGUUGGUUAAUUUAAGGAAAACUCGGAGUGGACUCUUAGUAAUUUAUGGUACAUCACAGCCACGGAACAAAUCCUUAUCCAAGAACAGAGGAGCCGAUCUUUUGGUUAAGAGCUUGGGAUGGACAGGCUUCGUUUAAGCCUUACAACUUGCCGACCUAUUGGCAGAGGGACUGAUCAGGAUGAUGUGUGGACUGCGCGCUCCCGAGGCGACAUGGAUGCACUACUUUAUUUAAGAAAAAAGUGUUUAUAAGGAAUCAAUAUGUAGUUUCUAAGAGACAAUCAGUGUGUGUCUUAUAUAAAUGGUACAUAUGUGUUUUUUUAAAAUCUGUGCUAGCCUUCGAAACUGUGAUCUGUUGUAUUGUAUGCAAUUUGUGAGCUCCCUCGCAUCAGCGAUGACUCUCUGCAGUGAUUUUAAUAGAUUUUUAACUUUUUGAACAAAAAAAAAAUUAUGGAUAAUGAUAAAAUAAUUCUUAUUGCAAGAGACAACCUGACUGUCCAAACCCAUGGUAGAACAUCUGAGGUGAUACUGGAAAAGAAAAUCGAUUGCUGAGAGCUCUCUAGACUUGCCGUGUCCCUCUCCAUUGAUCACACACGCUGACUGUGGAUCCCUAACAUGGCUCCAAAGAUUGUGUGACCCCACCGCUGAACAGACAUGAAUAAAGGUCCUGUGAUCUGA